AUGCAGCCCAGCCGUACCCAGCGCGCACCGGGCUCAUUCUCGCCCUUGCCGGGCAGCGUCUCCCUGUCCUCGUCGGCAGCAGUAGCCGCCGCCGCAGCAUCGUCAUCAUCAUCCAGCAACAAUGCACGCCUAGAUGAUGCCGGCCCCCCACCGCCUCUGCGACCCGCCCCCCAACCUUACCAGACCACCUCUUCCUCACAGUUCUCCUCCUCCUCCUCCAGACCCUUGAUCCGUCGAAUCGAGUCCUCGAGCAGCGAAGGCGACAAUGCGACGACGUCACAGAUCUCCCUCCCCAAAAUCCGGAGCCCUCAGUCCCCCGUGAGCACGGGGGGCGGUGGCGGCAUCACGAGUCCCACGAGCGCCUAUGCGAGCUUCACGCAGCUCUCUAACAACAGCUCCAGCAGCCUGCACAACUUCUCCCGCCCAGGCAUGCGCUCCAACCAGAGCACCUACGAGAGCAGCGCCAGCAGCGCGCGCACGGCGAGCCCGUUGCCGCCGAGGGGGGGGCUAGGUCUCCAUGCGAGGAAGCAUUCACAAAGCCAGGGCCUGUUCGAUACAAGCUUGGGCAGUAAGAGCAUGGCGGAGCGGAGGGGCAGUGGCAGCAUUCGGUCCCCCUCGGGUGUCUUACCCGCGAGCCAUAUUGCCGCCCAGGCCGCGGUCCAGCAACACCAGCAGCACAGCCGGCAUCGAUCUCAGACUGUGCCGUUCCCGGGGAGCGAGGCGCAAGAUCUGAGGCGACCUGCGGCGAGACCGGUACAGGGAGGAGGAUCCGAGGCCGGCGGCAGCAGCCGCGGACCUCUCAGUCCACCAGUACUCAGUCUCACAGAAGCCAGCGUUCCCCGAGAUGGCGGUGCUCUGCUGGGUCCAACGAGAAGCAACGAACAGGCAUACCAAAAUGCGUUGCUGGGAGGGUAUUCAUCGGCUGCCACGGCUGCGGCGAACAUGGUCUUUCCGAGAGCAUCACCACAGUCUUCACCGAGCAUACCGACGCCAGAUCAGGCACAUCAAUCCUCGUCGUUCUUGCCGCCAUUAUCUAUACCAGAGAAGCCGGCUAAGGCCGAAAAAUCCAAAGUCAAGCUCUUCUCGCGACCAAAGAAGAUCGACAUCAAGGGCGAGUCGAAAGAGAAGCCGCUCCCGAGUCCGGGCAAGAUUGGCUCGGCUCUGGCAUCACUACAGAGAGGGAACUUCAGCACGGCAAGUCUUGUGGAGAGCCAGUCCAUGUACAGCUUGGCCAACUCCUCUUCCGCCACUAUACGACCUAUCGAGACGCCCUUAGAAGGACCAGCUGCCAAAGAGAAGGAGAAGAAGCACCACUUUCUGUCUAGGCAAAAACACAAGAUCUCUGGCAAGGAGGACUACCACCUGCCUCUAUCCUCCGCGGCCAGCAAUAGCCGUCCAGUCGACCCCAACGCGCCAAGUAGUCUAUACAACUUCAACCUGCCACCCUCCAGCCCUGGGCCAACGAGCACUAGUUUCAGCAAGUCUGUCUCCGGGCUCGAUCUUCGACAUGGUGGGCGGGCUCUGCGCGACAAGCGGAAGGAGGAGAAACUCGUCAUGGCGCAUGACAACGAAUCUGUCUUCACCCUGAACCCUCCCACCAGCAACUCGGAAUGGCCCGGCCCCAGCUCGCUGGGCUCCAGUCUCACACAGACACAGAGCAAUCAUACGCUUGCCAUGUACGAUCCUGUGGAUGGUUCCAAGUAUGGACUGCACAACAUGACGCUUGACGACGCAUGGCCCUACCUCAAGGCGAAGCUGCUCGUCGUUUUCGAGGGCGAGGAUUUGAGGUUGCCGAUCGAGGACUUCAACCGGGUCGUCACUCUGCACAUUCAGUGGUGCAUCAAGCGGAACGCGCCCAAUAUCAUUCUUGAAGACUUGCGAGAGUUGCUGUCUACCGGAUUCGCGAGUCUCGAUCAUACACUUCGCAAGAGCGGUACCGAGGAUACGAACCGACUCAUCCCCGCACUCGUCGAUGUCUGGAUGGCCACGUUCACGAGUAUCCUGCCCUACAUGCAGGCCGUCUUCUUGCCUCUCGACCUCGAGUUCUCCGGCACCGGCCCCCUCCUGACGGCAGAGCAGGCCCGUGAUUUCUGGGGCGGCGUGGCGGGCAGUCACGGCACGCCGGCGAAAGAGCUGGGGUCCGUCCUAGACAUCAGGAGACUGGUCAUCAUCGCCUUUCGGGACGCCCUGAUCCUGCCUCGCUACGACAAGCUAAAAACCAUCUUCUCGCGCCUCAGCCUCGAGCACCUCCCCUCCAGCCUGGCCAGCCUGGCCCUAGCGAGCCCGCCUCCCAUCAGCGAGGGCGUCAUGUCGAGCUCCCCGCGCGACGCCGCCUCGGUCCUCGACAUGCAGAUGCGCCCCGGCACCGCCAUGUCCCUCGACCCCUCGAUCGCCUCCUACAACAGCUCCAGCAGCACCCUGCUCAACGACGGCGCCGGCAGCGGCAGCGGUGGCAACGGCAGCAACCCCUCGCGCAGCCGCGCCAUCUCCAACGUCAGCUUCGGCUCCGCCGGCUCCGGCACCGACCACCUCCUUCGGCCCUUCGUGUCGAGGGGCCGCGCCGACUCGGACAGGGAGCGGAACAAUCGCGAUCGCGAUCGCGACCAGGAGGCCGAGAUGGGAUCCAAACAGGUCACGGACAUGGUCGGCCGCAUGCUGCAGUGCAUGUCCGUUCUCGCGUCCGUGGCCAGCCGCGACGAGGAUACCGGGAGGGAGGACGCCGGGUCCAGGCAGGUCGCGGAGCUGGGAAGGCUGCUGAAGCUCAACUGGCUGGGUCGCGGUCGCACAGGGCGCAACAGGAGGGGCAUGGUCGGUGGCAGGAUCAACCUGAAGAGGGAUAAGGAGGGAGAGACUCGAAGGCAACUCGGUAUGAUCAAUGGCGUUUAUGAAAACAAAGAGAUCGCAGGGCAUCUCAUGAAGUCGGUAACCGAGGGUACAUAG
Truncatella angustata is the source of this 2940-nucleotide messenger RNA. RefSeq names its product HbrB-like-domain-containing protein. The record is from RefSeq and is a predicted model, not a curated record. Bases 1 to 2940 code for a protein of 979 amino acids. Gene Ontology annotation, biological process: TORC2 signaling. Gene Ontology annotation, cellular component: TORC2 complex. The transcript has 3 exons. NCBI's taxonomy places the organism in Eukaryota, Fungi, Ascomycota, Sordariomycetes, Amphisphaeriales, Sporocadaceae.